AUGCCUGUCAACGAUAUCCGUCUGCUCGCCCUCGACGGCGGCGGCGUCCGCAGCCUCUCCUCCCUCAUGAUCCUGCGCAGUCUCAUGGUCACCAUUGACCCCGACAACCCACCGAAGCCCUGUGACUAUUUCGACAUGAUCGGCGGCACCAACACUGGUGGCCUUAUCGCCGUCAUGUUGGGGCGCUUACGCAUGUCCGUCGACGAAUGCAUAGCUGCCUUCACCUCCCUGUGCGACGGCGUCUUCGAAAAGAAGAAGCACCACAGAGUCAGGAUGAACGGCAAGCUUCGAGGCAGAUUUGACAGCCGAGCCCUCGAGCGGGCCAUCAAACAGAUCCUCGUACGCACUAAUCACGACGAGAACAUCCUCUUGAGAGAUGCUUCCAGUUCGUGUCGGGUAUUCGUGUGCGCGACAAGUAAGGAAACUGGCGACACGGUUUGUCUGACGAGCUUCCGCUCCCCGAGGUCAACUCACCUCUUCGAAUGCACCACCGUCUGGGAAGCCUGUCGCGCCACCUCGGCAACGGCCACCUUCUUCGACCCCAUCGCCAUUGGCCCCUUUGGCGAGCAAUUCGUUGACGGCGCCGUCGGGGGCGCGAACAACCCCGUCGCCGUCCUCUGGUCCCAGGCUCGGGACGUAUGGGGCGCCGGCCUGCAGGGUAGUCUGCGGUGCCUAGUGUCCAUCGGCACGGGAGUGCCCGCCCUCCAACCGGUGCGGGAUAACGUGUUGAGCAUCUUGGCAGCGCUGCUGACACCCGCCCUGGAGACGGAAACCACGGCCGAAAACUUUCGUCGCGAUAAAGUCGACCUCGACGAUGAUGGCCGCUACUUCCGCUUCAAUGUCGUGCGUGGCCUUGAGCAAAUUGGCAUGGACGAGGUGAAGAAGAAAGCCGAGAUUGUGGCAGCGACGGGUGGCUAUGUUGCGUCGCAGGACGUGUUGAAGCAGAUGCGGGCAUGUGCCCGUCAACCUGUGAUCACGAUGUGUCAACUGUUCCCGCAGUCAGUCGCAUGCUGCCCUCCACGACUGCUCGCCAUCUCGCCUUGCCCGCAGUACGAGGGCCCUACAGACCGUGCUUCGGCCUUCGCGGCAGGAGCGCUUCCUCCAUUAGCGGUCGUGCCGACGGGGGGAGAAGGGCCCGAUGACGACUGGCUUCUCGGCCUCCUUGAUGGUCUACCAGGGAGCAUAGGCACAGGCGCCUACCUCCGACAGAUACUGGUCAGCAUCAAGAACGAAAGCGAGGCCGCUGCCAGUCUGCUCCACCUCUGGGCCAAUAUCGAUGACGAGUGUAUAUACCUCGACCUUCGCUACUCUCUGAUCGAGGAAUAG
Molecule: messenger RNA, 1326 nt
Organism: Verticillium dahliae VdLs.17
Lineage: Eukaryota; Fungi; Ascomycota; Sordariomycetes; Glomerellales; Plectosphaerellaceae
Product: phospholipase
Exons: 6
Coding region: 1-1326 (441 amino acids)
Biological process (GO): arachidonate metabolic process
Cellular component (GO): membrane
Source: RefSeq, a predicted model, not a curated record